Molecule: messenger RNA, 1332 nt
Organism: Ambispora gerdemannii
Lineage: Eukaryota; Fungi; Glomeromycota; Glomeromycetes; Archaeosporales; Ambisporaceae
Source: the annotation of a GenBank genome assembly
AUGCCUGGAAAUAAUCCUGCUACCACAAAAGAUAACAAUGAUAGUCCAACAAACAUUCUAGAAUCACCGAGUAUCGAGACUGUUGCAAAGCUCAUUAAAGAAAAUAAAGCAAAAAAAUUGAUUAUAAUGGCCGGUGCAGGGAUAUCGACAUCUGCUGGUAUACCCGAUUUUCGUUCACCUGGUACCGGCCUAUACGAUAAUCUUCAAAAGUAUGAUCUACCAUAUCCAGAAGCCAUUUUUGACGUGGGUUAUUUUCAGGAAAAACCCGAACCAUUUUUCGAAUUGGCUAAAGAACUUUAUCCAGGCAAAUUCUUUCCUACUUUAACCCAUUACUUUAUUAAACUCUUGCAUCAACGCGAAAUCCUUCUUCGCUGUUUCACACAAAAUAUCGAUACAUUGGAACGUCUCGCCGGUCUAUCAGAUGAUAUUUUAGUGGAAGCGCACGGAUCAUUUGCCACGUCAAAAUGCCUAAAUUGUCGUAAAACAGCAGAUCCCAAGUGGAUGAGGGAAGCUGUACUCGACGGAACCAUACCACGUUGUCAACAUUGCCAUAAUAAUGGUAUAGUUAAACCUUGUAUCACAUUUUUUGGCGAGUCUUUACCAAAAACGUUCUUUCAACGUAUACCAGAUUUCAAAGAAUGUGACCUUCUUAUUGUACUUGGUACUUCCCUGCAAGUACAACCGUUUGCGAGUUUAAUAGAUAGUGUGCCUGAGACAACGCCAAGAUUGCUUAUUAAUCGGGAAGCUGUUGGCGUGUACGGGAUUUCAGGUUACGGAUUCGACUUUGAAGGAAAGUAUCAGAAUUAUAGACGUGACGCGUUCUUUGCAGGUGCAUGUGACGAAGGUGUACGAUUAUUGGCAAAGCUUUGUGGAUGGGAGAGUGAACUUGAUCAAUUAUACGCCGAAGGCCACAAACAAUUAACAGAAAAAUAUAAAGUGGUUCCUUCAGCUCUUUUAGUUCCCGAGAAUCUUGUUGCCGCUGAACCCACUAAAUCAGUUGAAGAGGUGGAUUCUUUGGCUGCAUUGCUAGAACAAGCAACCAUUAGUAGUACUAAAGAUGAGAAUCAGGAUGAUAAACAAGCUGAUAUAGAAAUCAAAUUGAAUCAGGUCACUAGGGAUGAAAUUGUCAAUUCUGAAAAUUCUGUUUCUACAUCCGUCAAAGAAGAACAGGAUGCUAUUGUUGUUCAAGUGCAGGGGGUGACUAGCGAGCAAUCUAGCACAAAUGAUAAGGUCAACGUCACUAUAUCCACGAAUAGUUCUAACAACAUCACAACAAAUAAUACGACGACGACUACUUCAAGUGUUGCUUCAAGUAAAGACGCAGCUUUAUAG